Messenger RNA from Linum trigynum, 3138 nucleotides. Lineage: Eukaryota; Viridiplantae; Streptophyta; Magnoliopsida; Malpighiales; Linaceae. The record is from the annotation of a GenBank genome assembly.
GAUCAUUUGCGGUUUGCCUGUAUGCUCUAGAUUGGUGUUUUUUUGUAUGAUUAAUUUGUAUGAGAAAAUUGAUGUUAAACUUUUAUUUUGAAAGAAACUUGUUAUUGUAAAUUUUUUACCACAAAAACCCACGGGUACCCAUGAACCCGUGGAUACCCGGCGGGUUAGGUUGGGUUUGAGUUUUUCAAACCCAACGGGUUUUACCCCGGGUUUUUUUUAUGGAUAAACCCAUGGGUUUGGGUUUGGAUUUAACAAAACCCGCUCCAACCCAACCCAUUGCCAUCCCUAGCAAUAAGGGGUUGUGGUCUAUUUCAUUAUCCGGCCAGUUGAUUGAAUUUACACGACAAUAUGACCAAGUUAGAUAGAAUAUUAAGGAUAGUGGCCAAUAUGUGCAUACAUCUUUGGUUUUAGUGUCUGUAUGUAGUUUGACCCUUAAUUAUUAUUUCUCCAAUCCAGUCAGUCCCCACCUUCCUUCCUCUUUUUAUAACACCAAAAGGCAAAAACACCUCCACUUCUUCUUCUUCCCAUUCUUUUCCUCCAAUAUUCAGCCAUGGACGAAGCUCAAGAUAAUUACUACUACGACCAGAACAACAACAGCAACAACAAUGGCAAUACUUCCUCCCCCUGCGACACCGAUCUCGAUUUCAGCUUCAACUCCACCGUCACCGACCGCACCUUCGCUUCCUCCAGCGCCCGCUCCAGUCUCGCUCGCUCCAGCUUGACCCUCAGCUUCAACGACCGCCUCUCCACCACCUCCUCCUCCGUCACCGCCUCCGCCACUCUUUCUUCCUACAACUCCUUCGACUCGCUGCACCACCGCAGAUCCGACCCUCACUGGUCCGCAAUCAGGACCGCCACGAACCUCUCCUCCGACGGGCGCCUCCACCUCAGCCACCUCAAGCUGCUCCGCCUCCUCGGCGCCGGAAAUUUGGGCCGCGUCUUCCUCUGCAAAAUUAGGGACUGCAGCGACUCUGCCUCCAGCCAAUUCGCCCUCAAAGUUGUGGAUCGAGAUACCCUCAGCAAGAAGAAGCUCUCUCACGUGCAGAUGGAGGCCAGGAUCCUCUCCCUGCUAGACCACCCUUUCUUGCCUACGCUCUACGCGCGAAUCGACGUCUCGCACUACACUUGCCUCCUGAUCGAUUACUGCUCCAACGGCGACCUCCACUCUCUCCUCCGGAAGCAGCCGGGGAACCGGUUCCCACUCGCCGCGGUGAAGUUCUUCGCCGCCGAGGUGCUGGUGGCGCUCGAGUACCUCCACGCUCUGGGGAUUGUUUACAGAGACCUCAAGCCGGAGAACAUUUUGCUGAGGGAGGACGGCCACGUCAUGCUCUCGGAUUUCGAUUUGUGCUUCGAGGCCGAUGUGGACCCCACCUUUCGCUGCGAUCGCGUGGGGCCCACGCGGCGGCGGCGGAGGAGUAGGAGGAGAAUGGUGGUGGCGGCGGAGUUCGUCGCGGAGCCGAAUGCCGCUUUCUCGAGCUCGUGCGUUGGGACCCACGAGUACCUGUCGCCGGAGCUUCUCUCCGGGAGCGGCCACGGGAACGGCGUCGACUGGUGGGCGUUCGGGGUGUUGAUCUACGAGCUGAUGUACGGGACGACGCCGUUCAAAGGUGGAAGCAAAGAGAGCACGCUCCGCAACAUCGCGUCGAGCAAGCAGGUCGCGUUUCCUCCGCCUUCGGCGGGAGGGAUGGAAGAGGCGGAGGAUUUGAUUCGGAAGCUUCUCGUGAAAGAUCCGCGGAGACGGCUCGGGUGCAGCAAAGGCGCGACGGACGUGAAACGGCACCGUUUCUUCGAGGGGAUCAAGUGGCCGUUGAUAAGGCACUACUCCCCGCCGGAGCUUCGCGGGCUGGCGGUGAAGAGAGCCACUAGCAACGGAGGACGUGGCGGUCACGUGAUGACGGUGGCGCCAAAGAUUCGGCGGAGUUGGUGCGUGAAGGGGCUGGUAGACUAUAUGUUUAGGAGAAGGAAGAAGAGAUAUUCCCGGUCCCGGCUGAAUUCUUCUUCUGCUUAUCAUCAUCAGGCCACCACAAAUUGCAAUUACUAUCAGUAUAAAGUUAGGGUGGCUUGAUUCAUUGGAAACAGACUUGGAUUCCUUUUUGGGGUUUUUCCCUUUUUAGCCUCAACUGAGUGCAUGGCGUACGUGUGUUAAGAAUCGUCAGACGAUUAUGUAAAUUAUCGACAACGAUAAGACAUGUUUUAGGGAUAGUGUGUUCCAUUUUUCACUCAGUAGUAAAGAGUGUAAGCUUCCAUAGUGUAGCCUUGCUCUUUGCUUGCUUAGCUUUUUUUUGUUGUUGUUAAACUGAUAUUGAAAUCCUCUGAAGUAAUAUAUAAAAAAGAAAGAUUUUACAAAAAAGUAACUAGAAUAUGUUCUCUAUAGUGUUUUUUUUUUCCAAGGCAAGCCCAAAGGGCAUGGGAGAAAGACUCGACACAAUUACAAUAUAGACUCAAACCCAUUGCGUUAGUCUGUUUGCGCAUAGUUAUUGUCGGAAGUUUUGUAUGAUUGUUGUGAAUGAUAACAUUAAUACAUUAUGUACAAUUUUUUUAUGAGAUUUUUUAACGAGUUUUGUUCUACAGUGUGCCGAGAGAAGAUAAAUUUGGAGGAGGUGAGGCCGAUGGGCUAGGCCUGUAGCUGGAUCUCGCCAGGGCACGAAUAGGAAAAUCGAAUGAGUAAGGCCCAGUUAAGGGUCGUGGGCGGGUGGGAAUAUAAAGGCGGGCCAAAAUUUCUGGAGGAAGAAGAUAAAGGAAAGAAGCGGGUACGGAGCGGAACUGUAGACUACAUGCAAUUCUAGAAGACCACUCAACUGCCUCAUUUGUCGUCGCCGACCAUUUCUGUUGCAACCGUCACUUGUGCAAUACUGGUAUCACACUAUCACCGCCAUCUCCAAUCACUACUGUUGAGCUUUUCAGCCUUUCGUCGUUGUGCUCAUAUGCUUUUUUCUUCUUCGGUAGGCUGAGUGAAAAAAAUUUAAGCUAUGGAAUAACAAUGCGUGAGGAUGCGAUCAUAACCACAGACUAUAUUUCGUUGAACGAAUUGAGCAUAGAAAUUGCAAGGAAAGUAAAGAGAAAGCUGAAGCAAUAAAGGAAUUUUUCUGUGUUUUUGAGAAUUAUGAUUACAACUGUCAUUAAAGUUUAAAGUUGUGG